Molecule: messenger RNA, 399 nt
Organism: Protopolystoma xenopodis
Lineage: Eukaryota; Metazoa; Platyhelminthes; Monogenea; Polystomatidea; Polystomatidae
Source: the annotation of a GenBank genome assembly
AUGUUACAACCAGCCCGGCAAUGCUACCUUGACCGCCUGCACUGCCUUGAUUUGCGUCUCUGUCAACUGACUGGUUCUGACGUCCUGAAUAAGCAGAUAUGUAAAAUGGCCGGACUUAGCCCGGACGCUAUGAUGCAGCUUUCUUUCCAGCUGGCCAACGACCUGGUGCAUUCACGUCCUGCUGCUACUUACGAAUCCUGCAGCACUGCGGCUUUCAAGCAUGGUCGCACCGAGACCAUCCGCUCGGCUUCACCAAAUACUCGCCGCUUCGUCGAGCUAUUUCGUACCUCCACCAACUGGGCAGAAGGCAAAUCCAAUGACGAACUUUUCACUGCACUCGAGGCCGUUUCAAAGUCACAUGUUACUCUUAUUAAGGAAGCGGCCAUGGGGCAAGAUUAA